AUGGCGGAGUGUUUGCGCGCAACGAGCGCGCUGAUCGUGCGCGACCCGCGGUGCGCGCAGGCGGACAACGACCGGUUCCUGGACAUGAUGGAGUCGUACUUCGCGCAGCCCAAGACGACGAAACUCGCGCACUCACGCCCGGAGCUGCACUAUCAGGCGGACAACGACCGGUUCCUGGACAUGACGGAGUCGUACUUCGCGCAGCCCACGGCCACGAAGCUCGCGCACUCACGCCCAGAGCUGCACUAUCAGCCCAAGGCGACGAAGCUCGCGCACUCUCAGGUAAGCCUCAUAAGGCUUGGUAUGACACGGCCCGACCCUUUUCCCCUAUUCGCACCCCCCGUUUUGCGCCAUGCGCCGCGCAGCCGCGUCUAUCCGCUUUCUGCUUCCAGUGUGCCUGCGCCUCCACACCUCAGUACCCGCACCUCCGCUCCCAAUCCUCACCUCCCUGCCCCGCGCCCCCUUCCUCCCCUCCCCCCGCCCUCUCCCGCGUCCUCUCCCGCGGCCUCUCCCGCGGCCUCUCCCGCGGCCUCCCCCGCGGCCUCCCCCGCGGCCUCCCCCGCGCCCUUCCCCGCGCCCUUCCCCGCGCCCGAGCAGGUGGGGGUGACCCCCGAGGGCGUGGAGAUGCCGCAGAGCGCGCUGGACGACGCGGUGAAGGCGCGCAUGGCGCAACUUCCCCCCGACAGCCGCCCCCACGCGCCCUCAGGGCCCGACUGCAAGUGGCGCUUCAUGUGGCGCGUCGGGCCCCGCCCUGUGCGCACCAGAUAUCAGGAGCUGAACGCCAGUCCGGUGGUGCCGGAGGGGUUCCCUCAGUGGGCUUCGGUGAUGGAUGGGUGGGGAGGCAAGAUGACUGCUGCCGUGGAGGCGGUGGCAGAGAUGCUGGCAGUCGGAUUUGAUCUCCCACAGGACUCAUUCACCUCUCGCAUGCACAUGGGUCCACACCUGCUGGCCCCUACAGGCAGUGACCUGGGAGAGCACGGCUCACCUGGAACAGUCCUGGCGGGGUACCAUGCAGAUCUCAACUUUCUCACCAUCCACGGACGGUGCAGAUUUCCCGGCCUCCGCAUUUGGCUUAGGGAUGGCACCUGCUGCCGCGUCUCGGUGCCUGAUGGCUGCCUGCUGCUGCAAGCAGGGAAACAGAUGGAGUGGCUGACGGGAGGAGAGGUACGGGCGGGAAUGCAUGAGGUGGUGGUGGAUGAGGGCACAGUGGCGGCGGUGCAGAGAGCACAGCAGCAGGGGCGCAGCCUCUGGCGAGUCUCCAGUACGGUUUUUGCACACAUAGCGUCAGAUGAGAUCCUCACGCCCAUUGGGCACUUCGCCACUAGCAAACUGGCAUCUAGCUUUCCACCCAAGCCUGCUGGAGAGUUUGUGGAGGAGGAACUAGCAGCCAUCCAGUUGAAAACCACCAGUGGAGGUGGCUGA
This is a messenger RNA of Closterium sp. Yama58-4, 1422 nucleotides long. NCBI's taxonomy places the organism in Eukaryota, Viridiplantae, Streptophyta, Zygnematophyceae, Desmidiales, Closteriaceae. The record is from the annotation of a GenBank genome assembly.